Molecule: messenger RNA, 2328 nt
Organism: Anguilla rostrata (American eel)
Lineage: Eukaryota; Metazoa; Chordata; Actinopteri; Anguilliformes; Anguillidae
Gene: aldh7a1
Product: aldehyde dehydrogenase 7 family, member A1
Exons: 18
Coding region: 248-1870 (540 amino acids)
Molecular function (GO): aldehyde dehydrogenase (NAD+) activity
Source: RefSeq, a predicted model, not a curated record
UCACGAUGUGCAAUGCUACCCAGCCAGCUAAACUACUUUUGAAUGCCGCUCGGUGCAACUCGCUGAUUAGUCCCUGGCUACGACCUUAAAACUUCACAGUCGAGGAGACAGCGGUCGUGUUUCCAAGUUGGAAAGUUUCGGUGGAAAGGCAGGACCGACUUUUAACCAAUCAUUUGGGCUCUUGUCAGGAGGCCGGGCAGUAUUGCGUGGCGUGCGCCCCCUCGCCUUCUCCACUUCAGGAUCCACCAUGCAGCGCUUUAUCCCGUUGACCAUAGCACGGCACUGGGCUCUACGGAAGAAGCUCAACACACUUUGCCAUCGACAGACAGCGGCCAUGUCUACACUCCUCAUCAACCAGCCCAAGUACGCCUGGCUCAAAGAAUUAGGGCUGCAGGAAGAGAAUGACGGUGUCUACAACGGGACUUGGGGAGGAAAGGGAGAGGUCGUUACAUCGCACUGCCCGGCUAACAACGAACCCAUCGCCAGAGUCCGGCAGGCUACCCUGGCGGAAUAUGAAGAGACUGUUCAGAAGGCAAGGGAGGCCUGGAAGGUCUGGGCUGACAUCCCAGCCCCGAAGCGAGGGGAGAUCGUGAGGCAGAUUGGCGAUGCUCUGAGGAAGAAGAUCAAAGUCCUGGGGAGCUUGGUGUCCCUGGAGAUGGGGAAGAUCUACGUGGAGGGCGUGGGGGAGGUGCAGGAGUACGUGGACGUCUGCGACUACGCCGUCGGCCUGUCCCGCAUGAUCGGGGGUCCCAUCCUGCCCUCCGAGAGGCCGGGCCACGCCCUGAUCGAGCAGUGGAACCCCGUGGGCGUGGUGGGCAUCAUCACGGCCUUCAACUUCCCCGUGGCUGUGUACGGCUGGAACAACGCCCUCGCCCUCGCCUGCGGCAACGUCUGCCUGUGGAAAGGGGCACCCACCACUCCCCUUACCAGCGUGGCUGUGACAAAAAUCGUGGCAGAGGUUCUGGAACAGAAUGACCUUCCCGGUGCAAUCUGCUCCAUGACCUGUGGGGGCGCUGACAUCGGCUCAGCGAUGGCGAAGGACGAGCGGGUGGACCUGGUCUCCUUCACCGGCAGCACUCACGUGGGCAAGAUGGUGUCUCUGAUGGUGCAGGAGCGUUUCGGUCGUCAGCUGCUGGAGCUCGGUGGGAACAAUGCUAUUAUAGUCUUCGAGGACGCGGACCUGAACCUCGUGGUGCCCUCCGCAGUCUUCGCUGCCGUGGGAACCGCCGGCCAGCGCUGCACCACCACCAGGAGGCUGAUGCUGCACGAGAGCGUUCACGAUGAAGUGGUGCAGAGGAUAGCCAAGGCCUACAAGCAGGUCCGCAUCGGGGACCCCUGGGACCCCAGCACGCUGUACGGACCCCUCCACACCAAGCAAGCCGUGGAGCAGUACAAGGCGGCCAUCGAGAAAGCCAAGCAGCAGGGAGGCACCGUGGUGUACGGGGGACAGGUGAUGGAUCGUCCCGGAAACUACGUGGAGCCCACCAUCGUCACGGGCCUGGCGCACGACGCCGCCAUCGUGCACACGGAGACCUUCGUGCCCAUCCUCUACGUCCUCAAGUUCAAGACGGAGGAGGAGGCCUUCGCCUGGAAUAACGAGGUCAAGCAGGGGCUGUCCAGCAGCAUCUUCACCAAGGACAUGGGCCGGGUGUUCCGCUGGCUGGGACCCAAGGGCUCGGACUGCGGCAUCGUGAACGUUAACAUUCCAACCAGCGGGGCAGAGAUCGGAGGAGCGUUCGGGGGGGAGAAGCACACAGGAGGAGGUCGUGAGUCUGGCAGUGACUCCUGGAAGCAGUACAUGAGGAGAUCAACAUGCACCAUCAACUACAGCAAGGACCUCCCAUUGGCCCAGGGAAUCAAGUUUGAAUGAAGAGGAGCCGCGACAAUGCCUGCGAGCCACCAACAGGGGGCAGCACACUAUUAUUAAUUCCACAAACCAUAAUGCACAGGAAAUCGAGUAACAGAUAAACACUUACUGUGAACAAAUUUUGUCGGGGUGGCAGGUGACUGCGUCAUGAAACUAUGCAGAGCUGGAGCGGACAAACAGAAUAACCAAUUUCACAAUGAGAGUAGGUCAAGUCAGUGAUUUUUUUUCCUUCAAUGAGCAUCAUGGUUAAAACCCAAUUCCUACAGUGAAACUCAUUGCAUUGAAUGCGAUUUGACAGUUAGGUCUGCAAAAUAGAAAUCAAUCGUCCCCUUGUGUUUGUACGGAAAUACUGGGAGCAUAGCAAAGGUCAAAUAACUAACCAGCCUAACGGUUAAACAUUCUUUCUCUGGUAAUUGUACCUUGUGUGUGUGCUCUUUAUAAAUAAAUCUUGCCUUAUUUUG